CAGGGAUUUCACAAUGAACAGGUAUCUUCGAGCGCUUCUCCCCCUACUUCUGAGUAGUGGAACCGCCCAUGCUACUCUGGACUGCGACUGGGAUGCUGUAAACUCCCUCCUACCACCAAAUGUCAGCCUCUCUUUUGUGACCGCGAUGCCCGAGGACGGCACCUUCACAGUGCCCCGAGGGGAUACGGGCUGGCCAACCGACCCGAUCGAUCUCCCCAAUCUCUGCGCCAUUGGUGCCACCGUGUUGGGAGACACAGCCAACGCUGGCUUUGGCCUCGGUCUUUUCCUUCCCUCCCAAUGGAAUGGUCGUACGCUGAACAUUGGAAAUGGAGGCUUGGCAGGAGGAGUGAAUUGGGUGGACAUGGUACGGAAAUCACCCAGCACAGAAUCCCAGCCCGGCACCGGGGUCAAUUGGGGGUGGCGGGCCUUGCACGAGACGGUGAUAUACGGCAAGCAGAUCACCAAGGCCUUCUACGGGACCAGGCCCUCCACUGGUGGCCGCCAAGGGUUCAAAGAGGCGGAAGCAUUCCCGAGGGAUUUUGACGGAAUUAUCGCAGGCGCGCCUGCGUGGUGGACGCAAAUAUGGCAGUUCUGGGUGGGAUACGUGAACUACAUUUCGAACAUCACCAUGAUUCCCACGAGCAAAUUUGAUGUCAUCGGCAGGGAAGUGCUGCGGCAGUGUGAUGGCCAGGACGGUCUCGUUGAUACGAUCAUCUCCGACCCUCUUGGAUGCAACUUCAACCCCGAAACGCUGCUAUGCUCCUCAGCCGUGACCGAUCCCACCGAUGCGGAAUGUCUGACGGCCGCGCAGCUGCAGACGUUCGACACCCUCAGUCGAGAUUUCCGGGCCACAAACUCGACCCUGGUCUUCCCGGCCUGGCUUCGCGGCUCGGAGCACUUCUGGACUCUGAACAUCGACGGCGGGGGCGCCGAACAUCAUCGGACUCGGAUACAUCCAAUACAUGCUGGGGAUGUGAUCCAACUCUCCGAGCGGCUCGAUCCCGGGCAGGCCGAUGCGGCGGCCUACAAUCUGAGUGCCUUCUCCCACGGGGGAGGCAAGCUGCUCCAUUAUCAUGGCAUGAGCGAUGGUGGCAUCGCCACGGGGGCCAGUUACUACCUCUACGAGCAGAUCGAUCGCACUCCCACCCCUCAGGGUGUACACGUGGAUAACUUCUAUCGCUUCUUUCCUAUCCCUGGGAUGGGAUCAGCCGCCGAUUACGUGAACGCUCCGUACUACAUCACCGGGAUCAGUAUGACAACCAACGGGAAGUACUCAGUGCCGAACUUCCACGAUGCGAAGCAUGACGUCCUGCUGGCGCUGAUGGAAUGGGUCGAGAAUGGCACGGCGCUGGACGCGGUCAUCGGGACCGCCUACGCCAAUUUUACCACAAUGGAUGCCAUCACGCGCCAACGGCCUAUUUGUGCCCAUCCCAAGCUGGCCCAGUAUCAGGGACGCGGGGAUCCCGACCGUCCGGAGAACUGGAGGUGCCAGGCACUGGGUUCCUAG
Molecule: messenger RNA, 1507 nt
Organism: Aspergillus brunneoviolaceus CBS 621.78
Lineage: Eukaryota; Fungi; Ascomycota; Eurotiomycetes; Eurotiales; Aspergillaceae
Product: tannase and feruloyl esterase
Exons: 10
Coding region: 14-1507 (497 amino acids)
Source: RefSeq, a predicted model, not a curated record